Candidula unifasciata is the source of this 381-nucleotide messenger RNA. NCBI's taxonomy places the organism in Eukaryota, Metazoa, Mollusca, Gastropoda, Stylommatophora, Geomitridae. The record is from the annotation of a GenBank genome assembly.
AUGUUGCCUCAUGUUUCACAUCUUGUUCAUGUUGCCUCAUGUUUCACUUUUUGUUCAUGUUCCCUCAUGUUUCACUUUUUGUUCAUGUUGCCUCAUGUUUCACUGUUUGUUCAUGUUGCAUCAUUUUUCACUUCUUGUUCAUGUUGCCUCAUGUUUCACUUCUUGUUCACGUUGCCUAAUGUUUCACGUCUUGUUCAUGUUGCCUCAUGUGUCACUUCUUGUUCAUGUUGCCUCAUGUUUCACGUCUUGUUCAUGUUGCCUCAUGUUUCACUUCUUGUUCAUGUUGCCUCAUGUUUCACAUCUUCUUCAUGUUGCCUCAUGUUUCACUUCUUGUUCAUGUUGCCUCAUGUUUCACAUCUUCUUCAUGUUGCCUCACUUUAA